AUGUCGUUUUGCAAGGGAAGGACGUUCAUUGAUAUACUCAAUCACCCUAAGUUGCUUACCGCGGCCAACAUUAUUCAAAUCUACAUCGCCGUGGCGCGAAGCCUUGACGAAAUUCACGGUCAGGGCGUUGUCCAUAACGAUUUUAAGGAAGAUAAUGUGUUAAUAGAAGAGAACACAGCCGAUGGUAGCUUCACGGCCCACAUCAUCGAUUUUGGGCUUUCUACAGCCGUGGGAGAGUUGACAAAUAUCUCUGGAUCACCAAGUGAUUUUCCCUUUUAUGCCCCAGAGAUCCUUGCUGGUCACCCAUGUCACCCCAAGGCUGAUGUUUUCUCUUUGGGGUUCACCCUUAAUUUUGUUACUGAGACAUUAUUGAGUGACCGACACCUAAAGGCGUGGCCGCCCGGCACCAGACAAUUAUUCUUAGAUAUGCUACAGCAGAACCCAGUAGAUCUGCCUGAUCUCUGUGAAGUUAUUAGACGUUUAGAGUCUUCCCUCCAGCAGCUUAUCUGUCACUCUGUCAUACAGAGUCCUCCUUACAUCCCCUAG
Molecule: messenger RNA, 546 nt
Organism: Homarus americanus (American lobster)
Lineage: Eukaryota; Metazoa; Arthropoda; Malacostraca; Decapoda; Nephropidae
Product: sperm motility kinase 2B-like
Exons: 1
Coding region: 1-546 (181 amino acids)
Biological process (GO): protein phosphorylation
Molecular function (GO): protein serine/threonine kinase activity; ATP binding
Source: RefSeq, a predicted model, not a curated record